Molecule: messenger RNA, 1113 nt
Organism: Aspergillus versicolor CBS 583.65
Lineage: Eukaryota; Fungi; Ascomycota; Eurotiomycetes; Eurotiales; Aspergillaceae
Exons: 4
Coding region: 64-1041 (325 amino acids)
Biological process (GO): transmembrane transport
Source: RefSeq, a predicted model, not a curated record
AGGGCGAGCACUAAAGAGCGCGAGUUCCCGAUCGGCCUAAUCCAAAUCAAUCAUUCACGCAUCAUGAGCAAGAAGCAGUUAUCCCCGUGGAACAGCGUGGUGUCGGGCACGACGGCUGCUGUCCUGGCCGGCGUCCUCGUAUACCCCCUGGACUUAGCAAAAACCCGCUUGCAAGUGCAGGUGCAGCGCCAAAAGGACAGUCCAGAUAAUGACACAGCGACUGACCCUAAUUCUCGCGAUGUCCAGUAUAACAACGCCCUGGACACAAUCCUCCACAUCGUCGAGGAGGAGGGCAUCGCCGGGUUAUAUGGGGGUCUAGGAAGCUCAAUCACUGGCACCGCAUCCAUGAAUUUCGCAUAUUUCUACUGGUCUGCUGCAGCCCGGACCCUCCAUCAGUCUAUGGUCCAAUCCUUUGGCCUUUCAGAUUCGAAUAGUAUUAUCAAGGAGUUUGGCCUUGGAGCCGUGGGCGGAGCAAUGGCCCAGCUGUGCACAAAUCCAAUUGCUGUCGUUUCGACGCGGCAACAGACUCGCAAAUCUCAUGAAGAGAAGUUGGGUUUUUGGGAAACAGUCAAACAGAUAGUACACAGCGACGAUGGAUGGACUGGAUUAUGGAGAGGGUUCAAGGUCAACCUCAUCCUGGUGGUGAACCCAAUGAUCACAUAUGGCUUCUACCAGUGGUUAAGGGGGAGACUGUUCGCAUUGAGGAAGGACAUUGGGGCGCUUGAAGCGUUUCUACUCGGGGCGUGUUCCAAGGUGCUGGCCACACUCGUCACUCACCCUCUCAUCGUCGCCAAAACGAUGCUUCAAUCCGAUCCCCCCGAGAGUCGGAAAGGGAAGCCGUUCACUGGGUUUACCGAAGUCCUGCGAUAUAUCAUCACUAACGAGGGGAUAUUACGUCUGUACAAGGGACUUUCGCCGCAGAUCAUCAAAGGCUUCUUAGUCCAGGGCUUGAUGAUGCUGCUAAAGGAGAGAACCGAGAUACUCCUCAUGAUGGCUAUUUCCAUGCACAGGAGGCGGUUAGCGCGACAGUCGACGAAAUGAAUAUCUAGUUGGAUCUUGAUACCAGUUAUGUAAUUAAAUGCAAUGGCUUAGUCUAAUGCAAAGUCGCUCUAU